GCAGGUUGCCAUGGAUACGCAGCGACUCGCCCUUUCAUGUGUCGGCUGGGUUGGUUAAAAGAAGUUUAACUUUACUGUGUGUAACUUUAUUCUUAUCCUAAAAAUGGAUGGCAUUGGACGUUUAGAAGUCAGGUGGAUACGAGGUUUUACAAACAACAGUGUCGAGUUUGUCGACAAUAAAACAGUAUGUUACACAAAUGGGAGUCAUGUCUGUUUCCUCAACCUGGAGACAAAAGAGCAAAGUGUGCUGCUGAGCCCAGGCAGAGGUAUUGGUGCAUUGACAGCCAAUGGCAACAAUGGAAGUUUUGCUUUCUCAGAGGAAAAGCUAUCCCCAUCUAUAUUUGUGUACAUUUUCCCUGAGUUUCAGAUGAAGAAUGAACUAAAAGGAACAGCACAACUGGACUACACAUCUCUGACAUUAAGUGACGGUGGUCCUUAUUUGGGCUGUUGUUCCUCUCUGCCAGACUACACCAUAACAGUGUGGAACUGGGAAAACGCUGAGCCAAUUUGUACACAACCACAAGCUGGGCAGGAUGUCAUUUCUUUGGUGUUCAACCCUCUGAAUUGGCUCCAGCUCUGUGCUUUGGGCACUACAUCCCUCACUGUCUGGAAUAUUGAGAAGAGUGACAGCUUUCAUGUCCUGAAACCAAGUGUGAUAGAGCUUCCUGCAACUGAUGGCUCCUUUGUUGAGAGAUUGGUGCCCACCUCUCAUACUUUCAGCAACAAACUGCCCUAUUUUGGUCUUGAGAUGCCUCCAACAGCCAUCUCAGGGCUCAAGGGAGACAAGGCAGAAAGCAUUGUGACUAAACUCUGCACCAAAGCCAGACUAACUCCUGCUGCUAUCUGCUGGACAGCCACAUCAGAGCUUUUUGUGGGCAGUGCGGAAGGCUUUCUGCUCCUUGUUGACCCAGAGAGCCUCUCUGUCUCAGUCCUCUACAACCCCACAACUGCUGAUGCCAUCCCUGAACUCAGACAUAGCCACUUUCAAGGUUUAACCCUUAACAAGAAUGGUUUGAUCGCUGUAGGAAAGGAGAGUGUGGUGCACUGUCUGCAAAUUAAAGCGGCUCGGAUUGACAUCACACAAACAUGGCAAUUCGAAGGACCUGUCACAACUGUGAUGUACUCCCCUGACUAUGAAACAUUACUUUUAUCGUCUAAUACAGGGCAAAUCUAUGUGUUGAACCCAACCCAGUCAGACAAGAUUGUGAAGGUCUUGGAUGUUCUCAGCGGCAACUUUGUGGCAGCAGCUUUGUCACACAUUGACAAAAACAUUUGUGUGUCAGUGAGGGAUUCUGGAGAACUGCAGCUGUGGUCCGCUGAUGGCAUUUGCCUUGGUUCCCUGUCUCUUCAAGUGGAGGUGACAAGUCUGGCAUGCUGUCCUAUUGCGCAAUACGCAGCAGUUGGAACGGCUUCAGGGAGUGUCCUCUUCAUUGACUUGAACAGGAAUGAGCAACCUCGCUUGGUUCACCAGGUUCAUCUCUACCACACCUCUGUGGAUCACCUAGUUUUUGAUCAAGAGGGGCACUAUCUUCUCACCGGUGCCUCAGAUUCACACAUCUAUGUACUAGAUGCAAAGCCAUCAAAGAGGUUUUCAGUCAUAGGAUACACAGUUGUUCCUGGACCCAUUUUGUCGCUUUCCACUCAGUGCAUCAGGGACUGUGAGCAGGUGAAAGUUCUUGCACUCUGCACCGGACAGGAGCUCACAGUGCUCUCUCUGCGUGCGAGAGACCUUGCAGGUCCAGAUAGCGUAGACUGCUAUGGUUGUCUGACUACUCACAUCCUCGGAGUGUCCAGAUACGAAGUGCCUCAUCCACUUAAAUCCUGUGUUCUGGGAGUCAACGAGGUCUUUGCUUACUGCCACAAGAAGAAAACUCUUCAGCGAUUUCAACUUCCCAAGGACACGGACGGUCUCUCCAGUCAACAGGUGGUCCAGCUCAAACCAGAACAGGAAGUGAGUGGUCACCCCCUGGGUCCUGCCUCUGCCACUCUGGCUCCUCACCAGUUAUGGCUGGCUUCUGUGGGCCGAGAUGGCCUCCUACGCAUCCGAGAAACUGCUUCCAUGGAGCGGUACAUUGAACUGCAAUGUCAUUCAUGCCGUCUGGGUGGAGUUCGGAGCGUGUCCUUCUCUGCAGAUGGCCAGACACUCCUCACUGCUGGCUUAAAAGAUGGCUCUCUUGUGUGCACUGAUCUCAGAAUUAAAGGUUUUGGUAAGGUGAAGAAAGCUACUCAGUACAGUCAGUCUAUGGAUGGUUUCUUGAAGAACAUAUUCAAUACUGAGAAUCCCCUCCUCAUUGACUUGCCUGAUUGGGGCCAAUGGUCUUCUGCUGACACUGAAAAAAUAAAGGAAAGUGAGGUCAGUGGUGGAGCCAAGGCUUUGGAUGUGACAGAGCAGGAUGAGAGUUAUAACACCCUGCUGUCUGCACCACCUUCACACAGGACAUGGCUGGAAGGCAGGCAAAAGGCGGUUAUUAAAAACGACAAUGAGCAAUAUUCUGAGACAAAGCAAAACCUGAAGAGAACCAUGAAAGAGUUACGUGGCCAGAUCCAGCAGAUGAUUCGCGAAAAUGAGAACGUCCCAGAUGACGAGCGUCUGGAACUAUGGGAGUUCAACCUGGAUGUGGAGGAUCAGAGGAGACUGGAUGCCAUGGUGGAGCAGGAAGUGACUCUGGUGAGAAGUGAAAUCGAAUGGGAGAUUUUGGCAAAAUGUUACCUCCGCGAUGUCAUAAAGAGAGAAUGCUGGGAUUCUAUGAAGGUCAGAGGCAAGGCCAUUAAGGCUUUUCACUCUGAACAUGAAGUGAAGAACUACCCUCUGAAAGAUCGAACAGAGAAAGAGGUGGAGGACCUUUGCAGGGUUCAGAAUAUGAGGAAGCUUGAAAUGGCUGCUUGCACCCAGAGCAGCCUAAAGAACACAACAAGUGCGAAGGAGGAAGAGCAGGGAGAGGAAGGCCACGAGGCAGAGAGUGCUGCUCUGAGGGGAAGUUUCUCCGCUCAGUUGGGAUGUUCGAAUCCUUACAUCUACGAUCAGUUCAGCCUGCAAACCACAGAACAGAAGAUCAACCAGAUAAUUCUGCUACAGGAUGUGAUGCAUCGCAUUAAGACUGCUUUCAACGCUGAACUUGAGGCCGUGCACAAGCAGAAGGUGCAGGAGCUAAGCCGUGUGAGGGACAGGAACAGACACAUCAGGGAGCUCAUGCUGGAGCUGGACAUGAGGGAGGAGCUGUGGGAGCCUAGCCUGACCACCAGCGAGCAGCCAGAGACGCUGUUCACUGUGGACGACUCUGAGAUAAAAGCAGAAAAGUACCUCACUCCAGAACAGAAAAUAGAAGAGGAGAGGAAGAAUGUGGAAGAGCAAAAACGUCUGGCUGCCAAAGGUGAUAAUGUCAGAGACAGGGCUCUUGGUGGCAUGAUGGAUGGAGUGCUUGAAGUGAAAAAAGAGGACCUCUUGAAAAUGGAAAUACCUCCGCCUGAGUUUGUUUUGACCAAACCUGAAAUUCACUGGAGCGAGGAGGAGAAAAAAGUCUACAAAGAGUAUGAAAAGAAAACCAAAGACCUGAGUGAGGAGAAGGAGAAAUACAAAAAGUUAAUGGAAACUGAAAUGAAAAAACUGCAGGCAGCCACCAGGGAUGCGACUAAAAAGUUUGAUGAAAGUUUGACGAAGCUGUUUGAGAAGAAAAUGAAAUGUGAAAUGGCUAUUUGUCAGGAAGAGCUCAAGAUUACCUUUCUCAGUUAUUCAGUCCUCGUAGAAGACGAGAUACGAAAUCGAGAGCUGGAGCUCAAGCUCAAACUUGAAAAAAUGCUGACAUACAAGAAUGAAAUUGGGGAGGAGGUGAAGAGACGUGAAGAAGAAGUAGAAUUGUUUCACGAGGCCUAUGACAGCAUUGUAGCUGAGGACAAAGUUCUCGACAAAGAAUUCAGGAAGGAUUUCUUUGAUGUACCACGCCAAGUGGUUGAUGAACUAUAUAAAUUAUUCAAGCGUAGACCCAGGGCUCAAAAGAUGAGGACCCAGACCGACCCCACCUCCAACCCGUUUAAAGAGCAGCGUCUGUGCGGCUCUCUGGCUCCCGAUGCGCUUGAGAAAAUGCUGAAGGCCGUGGAGGAGCUGGAUGCUCCGGAGAAUAUACCAAAAGGCUUGAGCCCGUUGAUCUGGGAGAGGUUUUGUCUUAUCCGCAGGGCAAAAGCAGAGAGUGAGCAAAAGGUAAAAGUGAAAGCUUUGACUCUUGCUGAGAUGCAGGCGUUCCUUCAGAAAAGGAGAGCUGAGGACAAGGCCGCUCAACAGGAAAUUAAAAAUCUCUCUGAAGGACUUGAAAGUCUGCAUAAGGAGAAGAACCGUUUCCUGGCGGACAUCAUGGUCCAGGUCCUUCUCAAACAGGACCAGGUGGAGGUGUUUACCACGGACCUGACUGCUGACUACACUGACUCUGUGCUUGUCCACAGGAGUGUGGUGGAGAACCUCAACGGAACCAUCAGGACAAUCGGAGAGCAGAAGAUAGUCACCAUGGUGGAGUGCAAAGACUUCCGUAGGGGCGUCAUCCAGCUGCAGUGGGAGCACAGGAUGAUGGCGAUGCAGUUAGAGGACCUCAACAACAAGGCGAGGGUCAUCCAGAAGUUACGACUCUCUGAGGAGCAAAAGGAUUAUCUAAACAAGACAGAUCGAGACAGUUGCGUGUCCAAGCAAAUGUCCACCCUGGAGAAAGUUAUAGCUGUCCAGGAAAAGAAUCACCUACUGAGUGUGCAGCGUCGCAAAAACAAGAUUAAACAGUAUAACAGGCAGGCAGCGAUGAUGGCCGAGAAGAGCGCAGUUAUCGAUCAGCAGUUGCCUGACCUGCAGGUGUCUGUGGCAGAGAGGAGGCACAUCUACGAAGCAACAGCUCAAGAAAACCUCCAAAGUCAGCGAUUGGACAGGAUUUGAUGACGCGUUACCGAUAAGCAUCUUGGGAACUGUAGUUGUUACUGGUUGGAUAUGUUAGAGCACAAACCAUAACUUUAAAAACCCAAUAUUUCCAUGUUAUUUCUCAUACCUAAAAACGCAAAUUGCAACUACAAGGCUUCAUCAUCUCUCUCUUCUUGUUUUGGUAAAGUUCUACAUACAAAAUGACUUUAGUUUUUAUUAUUAUUAUUCAAGAUUCAAGAGUUUUAUUUGCCAUUUGCACCUAUAUAAAACGCCCUCAGUGUAGUCAAUAAAUAAACUAAACUACCCUCUGCAUAGGAACAAUACCCUCAGAAUAUAAAUAU
Molecule: messenger RNA, 5232 nt
Organism: Sebastes umbrosus (honeycomb rockfish)
Lineage: Eukaryota; Metazoa; Chordata; Actinopteri; Perciformes; Sebastidae
Gene: cfap43
Product: cilia and flagella associated protein 43
Exons: 38
Coding region: 104-4909 (1601 amino acids)
Biological process (GO): sperm axoneme assembly; cilium assembly
Cellular component (GO): axoneme
Molecular function (GO): protein binding
Source: RefSeq, a predicted model, not a curated record